Eurytemora carolleeae is the source of this 689-nucleotide messenger RNA. Its product is annotated as putative cuticle collagen 99. The record is from RefSeq and is a predicted model, not a curated record. NCBI's taxonomy places the organism in Eukaryota, Metazoa, Arthropoda, Copepoda, Calanoida, Temoridae. Bases 108 to 515 code for a protein of 135 amino acids. The transcript is spliced from 5 exons.
AAAUUAAAUCACCAUGAAUUUUUCAGUGACUUACUGACUGUAAUGAGUGGAGGAACAAAAUAAUUGAAAUAAAUUAACAAUAUUUCAUUUAAUUAAACAUUGAAAAGAUGAACUUUAUCAUUAUUCUGGUAUUGUUCCAAAGUGUUGGCAUAAGUCCGAAACAUUACCUAAUAGAAACUAACAAGGAAUCUGGGGAUAAUGUCACUGACUUUGCAGAACCAAAGCAGGAAAUAAGGAAAAGAGCCAACACUGACUUUGUAGGAACAGAGCAGGAAACUACACAUGGAACCAAUGGUACUGACUAUUUCUUUGAAUUUUUGGCCUCAUUAUUUCCUCCUCCACCGCCAGGUCCACCAGGACCUCCCCUUCCGGGUGCACCAGGUUUCCCAAUAGAAGCAUUCCUUGGUGGAAAAGGAAAAGGAGGUGGAAAAGGCAAAGGGAAAGGAAAAGGUAAACUGGGUGGAAAGGGUAAAGGACGUGGAAAAGGAGGUGGAAAAGGAGGUUUUGUUAUUUGAAUGAAUAAUUACAGGUUGUAAAAAUCAAAAGUAUCUUUACUAAUCAAUGUCUAACAAUUUUGAAUAGCCCUAUUAAUUUAAGUAAAAUUCAAAUUGUUGUUAAAUAUAUCCGUUGCCUAAUUGUUCAUGUAACCUGUUUCUUUGUAAUACAAUAAACCAAGUAAUCUGACACAA